UGGUUGUUGAGGUGUCGCCAGAGCCCCAGGACACUAAACCAAGCCUUUCCUUUAAAACUUGUUGCAAGUCUAACCUCCUUGACAGCCUGUGCUUGAAAUCCUGAAGGAAUUGGACGAAUAUUACGAGAAAUUUAAACGAGAGACAGAUGGUGCCCAGAAACGCCGAGUGUUACACUGCAUCCAGAGAGCCCUGAUUCGGAGCCAGGAACUGGGCGAUGAGAAGAUUCAGAUUGUGAGUCAGAUGGUGGAGCUGGUGGAGAACCGGACCAGACAAGUGGAUAGUCAUGUGGAACUCUUUGAAACACAUCAGGAAAUCAAUGACACCACUGGCAACAGUGGCAAAGCUGGCCAAGAUAAGUCAAAGAAUGAGACAAUCACGCAGGCAGAAAAGCCAAAUAACAAACGUUCCCGGAGGCAGCGCAACAAUGAGAAUCGAGAAAAUGCAUCUAAUAAUCAUGACCAUGAUGACAUCACCUCAGGAACACCCAAGGAGAAGAAAGCAAAGACCUCGAAGAAGAAAAAACGCUCUAAGGCCAAAGCAGAGAGGGAAGCAUCCCCUGCAGACCUUCCCAUCGACCCAAAUGAGCCCACGUACUGUCUGUGCAAUCAGGUCUCCUAUGGAGAAAUGAUAGGUUGCGACAAUGACGAGUGCCCUAUCGAAUGGUUCCACUUCUCAUGCGUGGGACUCAAUCAUAAACCAAAGGGCAAGUGGUACUGUCCCAAGUGUCGGGGGGAAAAUGAGAAAACCAUGGACAAAGCAUUGGAGAAGUCCAAAAAAGAGAGAGCCUAUAACAGGUAGUUUGUGGACAUUCACUAGUAGUGGGGAAAACAGAACCAGCUAGUGUAUUUAUUACAUUGCCACCUGUGCUGAGGUGUGAGGGUUGUCAAAUGUGUAUUUUCAAGGAAUGUUGGAGAAGGCACCGUUCCCUUCACAGGGAUGGCAGUGACUCUCUCCACCUUUUGUUCUCACUGGUAUAUGUGUGUAAGAAGACAGUGGUCUGUGGAUCAGCAUUUUAGGAACUACAAAUAUAGGUUUCAAUUAAACACUUACGUGAGUCUCAGACUGAUUUUUUUUUUUCUUUUGUGUGUGGGGGGAUGACUUGGAAGCAACCUAAUACAUUGUGAUAAGAAAAGAUUUAUCUAUUUUAUUUUAAUAAAAAAUAAUGUUACACAUUAUGAACAUUUUUUUAAUUAGCUGGGUUGCUAAAAUACAGCCUAUGGCACAUUUGUUUCUUGUACCAUAAUGUACAUCCAUAUAACAAUUCAAUAACAAAGGUUCAAAGUUGGAAGAUUAAUUUUAAGAAGGUACAUGGUCAGUGGAAAAGUGCUCAACAAGCCCCAGACCUUGGGUUUAUCCCCAGCUCUGCAAAAACAGGUAAAGGGUUAAGUUUUACGUGGCAAAUAUUUUAUAUACUGGCCUGUUCCCACAAUGGCCAUUUUUAAAUGAUUGGGUUCAUUUUUAUUAUGAACCCAAAAGAAGUGGUCUAGUGAUAGAAUUUAAAUCACGCUUUUGCUAUCAUAGAUCAUAGUGUGGUCAUCUUUAACUUAUGUCAAGUGUAUAAAUGUACAUUUCCCAGAGAUCUUGCUCUUGCUGUAUUAUAAUUGGAAGCACAGCCUGAUGUUGUUGUAAAACCAAGGUAUGCUUCCUGUUGUGUGUGUGAGUUGUACAGGUGUGAUGUCAAGAAUAAAUGAAACUUGGCCAGUUUGUUUCUCUAGCAGUAUAUUUAAUUUUAGCCUAAGUACUUUUUAAAUUUUGUCUUAAAAAUUUAUACACCAGCAGUUUAGACAAAGCCUUAAGCAAAUUGUGUAUUAACUGUCCUCAAUAUUGAAGUAGAAGUUACCUAAUUGCCAGCAGAUAAAUUCAUGUCAAAGAAGAAUAUAUAUUUAGACAGAGAUCAGGAAAUUGCACCCAUCAAAUCCAGCCCACCACCUGUUUUUAUAUGACCUGUGAACUACAAAUGGUCUUUAUGUUUUUAAAUGGUUAAAAAAGAUAUUUCAUGAAUACAUGAAAAUUAUAUGAAAUUUGAAUUUUAGUGUCUAUAAAUAAAGUUUCACUGGAACAC
This is a messenger RNA of Ictidomys tridecemlineatus (thirteen-lined ground squirrel), 2063 nucleotides long. RefSeq names its product inhibitor of growth family member 1 (gene Ing1). Gene Ontology annotation, cellular component: nucleus. Lineage: Eukaryota; Metazoa; Chordata; Mammalia; Rodentia; Sciuridae. Gene Ontology annotation, biological process: positive regulation of DNA-templated transcription. The record is from RefSeq and is a predicted model, not a curated record.